UCCCUGGCUCGCUCGCUGGAUGCGGGAUCGCGCCAAAGACAAAACAGCAGCAGCAGCAUCCACACAACCACACAGCACAGCAGCGUCAUCACCGUUCGUCAAGCUGCAGUGCCAACAAUCCGCAGCGUGUGUCCUUCUGUCGCUCUGAUCUAGGCUCCAUCGACUUUGCUCCCACUCCGGCGCAAGCAUGUCGCAGAAUGAGUUCCUCAAAAACACGCCAGAAUUCAUAGAGACCAACCUACAGGAGAGCUUGCUCGCACGCCAGGAGAGCAGUGCAGCCUUCAAGGAACUCGGCCCACCAGAUCUCGUGCAUCUCGCCAAGUCCAGUGGGCGACCCAAUGCAAAAGAUGUGGGGUCUUACCAUUUCGUUACGGGUGUGGAUGCCUCUUCCUCUGCAUCCCUGGCUGCCUAUCUCAAUACAUUGACGUAUGCACUCGGUGAAGGAAAGUACAGUGGCAAGUCUGGUGGUUGGCGCAUCGCUACAGGUAUCUACUGCUGCUACAAUGCCUUUUCUCGCGUGGACAUGCGUGUCGAGGUGAAAUUCCCAGGCAAGACGGAGGCCUACAGUAUAGAUGAUCGGGGCACCAAGCACGAGAAUCCAACAGCCGAGAUGUGGCUAGAGACGUACCUGUCUGCAGUGGUGCGAGCGAUUCUUUAUUCAGACGAUGCAACGUAUCGCCUGACGGGCUGGCGAAAGCUCGACCCUGUACCAGACCUCGACAGCGAGACGCGAUUCUUGGAAGCUGCUGAAAAGUUGUUUGAGAAUGGCUGGCAGCUUGGCAGCGAUCCAGACGUGCAAAUUGCAACCUCAACGACAAAUCACUUGACGUCUGCCUUGCUGCAGUACUUUAGAUACACAGGUCGCGGACUCAGCGCUGUCAAUCUGUUUGAGAAGCUGCGAGAGCGCAAUCCAGAAGUCUCUACGUUGUUGGUGAAGGCCUAUCUGGACAUGGACGAGGAGAUCAAAGCCGUCAACCUCAUGUGCGAUGCCUUGCUCAAAGUCCCUCUCAACUAUGCGCUCUUGGAUGUUCAGUGCGACUAUCUCAUGCAAAAAGGCCGCGGCGAUCUCGCGCUACAAAUCGCAAAACGCGCCGUCAACUGUGCACCUAGUGAAUUCAGCUCUUGGGCUCGCCUGACUGAAGUCUACAUUCUGCUCGACGAGUAUGAGCAGGCUCUCCUCACACUCAAUGCCUGCCCAAUGUUUACAUUCUACGAAAAGGACAACUAUCGACUUCCUGUUGCCAAGACUGCGUCAUUGCCAACACCGCCUGCAGCAGACACGGAUGAGAUUGCCAAUGAAGUGAAUGUCGCGUCUAGUGAUGCCGAUCAAGCACUCCUGCGGCUACCAGCACCAGCACUUCGUGGAACAUUUGCACGUGCCUAUGAGCUACUCACGAAGCUUGUUACAAAAGUUGGUUGGGAUGCUUUGCUCAAGUCACGGUCACAAGUUUUUGUGAUGGAAGAAGAGUAUCGUUCACAAAAGGCACCUGCAGCAGGCAGUGUCUCUGUCAAUGGCACAACACACGCAGAUGAUGAUGAAGAUAAACCAGAUGAGGUGACCUUGGCUGAGCCUGUGAUUGCACACACAGCGAGUGAGGAAGAAAAGCCAGAAGGCAGUCAAAUCAAAGCUGAACCACAACCCAGUUUCCAGGAUAAACGCCUGUGUGAGCGCUGGCUCGACAACUUGUUUAUGGUGCUGUAUGAAGAUCUUCGCGUCUACACCAUUUGGCGUGCAGAAUCAACGCACUUCAAAUCGCAAAACUUGAGUUACCGCAAGACGGGGCUUGAGUGGGAGAUUCUCGGUGAUUUGGCAUGGCGUCUUCAACACGAGCAAGAGGCGGAGGAAGCCUAUCAAGCUGCAGUGGAACAACAAUUCAGCAUCAAGGCUUGGCGUCGCUUGUUGGAGAUUUAUCAAGACCGGAGUGACUAUGAGAAUGCCUUGACCUGCGUGGUCAAGUCUACGACGCAGCAGCACCGAUGGUAUCAAGAGUACUCGCCUGAGCUACUUCGACGUAUGCGGCGUAUGAUUGAUGAUGAGGGACUUGUCAAGGUGCAGAAUGUGAUUGCCAGCAAGACACUGCCGAGGCCGGCCUUGGAUCUCAUGAACCGCUACUUCUCAUUCGCUGUGCGGUUCCAGGUAGAGGGUGCUGCUGUGGCAAGCAAUUAGCUAUAUCUAUAUAGUUGCCCAGUCUGAUAGAGCCCGGCAGAAUAGACUGUCGGAUCUGUGCACUUUUGAUGUAGUCCAGGCCUCGUGUCGGGUCUCUUUCUCCACUUUCGCUUCCUCACGCGCAGAAAAGCAAACGGCGACACUCGACUGUGACCAGCAUCAGCCUGUAUUCUACAGCGUCAGCCCUCUCAGCUGUAGGCCCGGUCGUUCCAAUAGCAGCAGGACAAUCAGCGGAUAGAUUUCACAGAACUUCUCCGAAGAGUCAUUAACAUUUUGGACCCUUGGGUCACCGUUGCACCAA
Molecule: messenger RNA, 2468 nt
Organism: Protomyces lactucae-debilis
Lineage: Eukaryota; Fungi; Ascomycota; Taphrinomycetes; Taphrinales; Protomycetaceae
Product: Chs5p-Arf1p-binding proteins-domain-containing protein
Exons: 1
Coding region: 188-2167 (659 amino acids)
Biological process (GO): Golgi to plasma membrane transport
Cellular component (GO): exomer complex
Molecular function (GO): protein binding
Source: RefSeq, a predicted model, not a curated record